GGAUUCGUUCAAAAUGAACGAAUCGUUCACGAACGACACAUCACUAAUUUCCUGAUUCACUCGUCUGUGUUGGAUCGUCGUACGUUCACUCUGCACUGCUUACAGGUACAGUUGGUGAAAACCUCCUGCUAUGGCCAGUGCUGGAAGCCAUGUGUGGGUGGGCUUCAUAGAGGCCCUUCCUGUGGUGGGCUCUGUGAAAGAGGCAGUGGAAUGGGUCUUGGCUGUGGCUGCAGAUGACUCAGCUCUGGCCAAGGAAAAACUGGAUGUCAUCAAUGGAAGGCUUAGAAGAGAGUUGAAUUUGAAAGAGAACAGGUCUUCUGGGAGUUCAUCGGGAUAUUCCUCUCAGAGCACAUCUGGCAGCUCAACGCCAGUUGGGAAGAAAUCAUCUGGUCUGACUGCAAUGCAUGUGGAAAGUAUUCCUGACGUGAACCUGAUGGCCCACAUAAGAGAAGUAAUGGGAAAGCAUGACAAGAAGAAAGGGCAACAAUCAGCAAAACUAGAGGCAGCUCGCAGAAAUGAAUUGAAAUCCAUUCUUGAUCUUCAAAAAGAGACAAAGAGAAAGAUCCGUCUAAUCAACCAAAAUUUUGAUUUCAGUGCUCCUCUUGUUGAUGAUGGUAAGAGGUCUAGAAGGGGUGAGCAUGUCAUCAAUAAUGGUGUCAUUACAUUUUACCAAAGAACUGUAGAUGACUUCAUGAACCAACAAACCAACCUAGACAGUCCCCUUGAUACAAACACAGCAAUAGCCAUUAUGAAUGAGUUAGUGGCACAUUUUAACGAAGAUGAACUGUAUAUCAAUGCUAAUGCACUGAUAUAUGGUGAAUACUGCCGGGUAUUGAAGAGAGUUCUUACACAUUUCCUGACAGUGCAUAGGCAGGGAGGCUGGAGUCAGGAAGACAAGGAUCGUGCACAAAAUGAAGUAACUGACAUUAUACAGGAAAUGAAUGACGAAAAGGCUUAUGUAGAUGACUUUGCUAAGGUAAAAUGGAUUGACAAUAAGGAACCGAGAAAGAAUCGGUUUGAAAAGAUCCAAGGUGAGGUUGUGAUCAUGUUCACCAACUGGACUGAAUAUUUUGACAUUGUAAGAGAUAAACUUCAGUUCCCUGCUUAAGGCAGCUCUGAGGUUACCGGCAUGUAAUGAGUAGGGAGGUGUUAACAUGAGUAGGGAGGUGCUUCAUAUUGUUCAUAUUACACAAAUAAUCACAAAUAAUACAUCAGAGUCAUUUAGCUCUGUUAUUUUCACAUAAGCAUCAAGCAGGAAACUCAAUUGUGUCUGAUCAGUGGUGUCAUGUUUAGGCAUCACGUCAAAGUUGUCAUCCUUGAUUGUAAUCCAUAAAAAUAAAAAAAGAUUGUUGUGAAAUUCUACUCAAAUUCCUUUAGCUGUCUGUCCAGUGUGUGAGGUCAAAGACCUCUGGUGUUCAUGCACAGUCCUGGCUCUGUAAAUGACAAAAAUCAGGACCGAAAAACAUUCCAGCCAAUAAACCACCAGGGGGCGCUAAUGCCCCAGUUCUGCUUCAGUACCACUGAAGAGUGGGCUGUAUCUGAUUUGUUCUUAAGUUCAAAUAUCAUCAGUCUUUUGCUAGCAUCAAAGACUAGACUUUUAAAUAGAGGCAGAUGGCAACAACCUGUAAACUGAAAGAACCUGAAAAGUCCUUUAAUACAUGUAAAACAAAGAAUGAUCAUUUUGUCUUUGUUUUUUUUACUUAUUUCUUUUUGAAUGUGGUCAUUAACUGUUGUGAUGUACUGUUUGAAAAAUAAAGAUGUUGAAAUGCAA
Messenger RNA from Hypomesus transpacificus, 1771 nucleotides. RefSeq lists its product as uncharacterized. NCBI's taxonomy places the organism in Eukaryota, Metazoa, Chordata, Actinopteri, Osmeriformes, Osmeridae. Bases 131 to 1108 code for a protein of 325 amino acids. The transcript has 3 exons. The record is from RefSeq and is a predicted model, not a curated record.